Molecule: messenger RNA, 817 nt
Organism: Paramuricea clavata
Lineage: Eukaryota; Metazoa; Cnidaria; Anthozoa; Malacalcyonacea; Plexauridae
Source: the annotation of a GenBank genome assembly
AUGAGUUGUUCAGCUGCUUGGGCUGCUUGUGUUUCCUUCCACACUGUUGUCUGUUGUCCAUGGCUUGGUGGAAUGAUGGGAUCGAUAUGCGAUAUAUUGGCAUAUGAUGACAGCGAAGAGUGUUGGUCGGCAUAUGCAACUAUUCGUCAACAUGGCAAUACUGAAAUGUAUUGGAUUCCUCGUGAAUGGGUGCAACGGAUUGUCGUGAACAAGGUAAAAAAUUUUUGUUUUGAUGUCUUCCGAGUUUUGCUGUCGACAAAUUCUAAAACGUUCGGACUGUAAACUUGUACAAUGCCAAAGUCAUAUGAUAGCCAAAUAUCUACACGUUGAUAAAUAUUAUUUUCAUGUGGGAUGCGGACCAUGUCAUGAUGAUAAUUCAACAGUUAUAGCCGAUUUAUCAAUUUUUGUGGGAUUAAAACAAUUAGUUUUGGCUCUUGAUUCUACUGUUUAUGGGGAUGUCAGACAUAGGAUGUGUGCAUUUACAUGUGAUGAACCCUUGAUAUAUCGUACAUUUAAGCAUGAAGACGGUCAUUUGAUUUUUUCUGAAACACCAUUAGAUAGUGAAUAUAUAUUAAAACUUUUAGAACAUAUACUUAUGUGUAAGAUAUGUAAUGAAAAAUUGAAAGAUUUUUUACGUUUGUUAGAUGAAUGUGUGAGUUGUACGAAACCCUGUAAAGAUUAUAUGUAUGUAACAUGUGAAUUGUAUUUUGAAAGUAUACCCUGUAAUAUAUUUGUAAUUGAUGGAGAGUUUGAUGAGAUGCGUGACAAGGCUUAUAGAGCAUUAGCUAGUAAAAUAGAUAAGACACAGAUGUUUUAA